Torulaspora globosa is the source of this 1224-nucleotide messenger RNA. It is a transcript of the gene YHC3, whose product is annotated as amino acid transporter YHC3. Gene Ontology annotation, biological process: regulation of intracellular pH. The transcript has a single exon. NCBI's taxonomy places the organism in Eukaryota, Fungi, Ascomycota, Saccharomycetes, Saccharomycetales, Saccharomycetaceae. The record is from RefSeq and is a predicted model, not a curated record. Gene Ontology annotation, cellular component: membrane; vacuole. The coding region runs from base 1 to 1224 and encodes 407 amino acids.
AUGGUAUUAUCUAAUCGUCAAGUCUACAUUUGCUUCUGGAUUUUUGGGUUGGUCAAUAACGUGCUUUAUGUCGUUAUCCUAUCUGCUGCAGUUGAUAUAGUGGGGCCCAGCUUGCCUAAAUCGCUAGUGCUACUGUUGGACAUCCUGCCGGCGUUUGUCAUCAAGUUGGUGGCUCCAUUUUUCGUUCAUAAAUUGCGAUAUGAUCACAGGAUACUUUGUCUGAUUGUAUUCAGCUGCCUGGGGAUGCUUCUAGUAUCCUGUGGCAGCUUGCGGGUUUGCCUUGCCGGGGUAGCGCUGGCAUCGCUGUCUUCAGGGUUUGGGGAAGUUACGUUUCUGCAAUUGACUCAUUACUAUCAGGAAGUAUCGCUAAAUGGAUGGUCGUCAGGAACUGGCGGUGCUGGUCUAUUUGGAAGCGGUAUCUACAUGUUAUUUACAUCAUUACUGGAGAUUCCGGUCACCGUAUCAUUGCUGUCCUUCAGUGUCUUGCCGCUAGGCUUUUUACUAUACUAUAAACUAGGUGUUGGUCAAGAGGAAGUGAGUGAUAGUGCGGUGCCGUUUCUCAAUAAUGAUCCGGAGGAAAUCAACGCUCUUACUCUGGCGCCACCAACGGGCGUUUCGUCAGUGGUGAAGCAGAAUCUUUUGAUUGAUCUCAGAGCCAAUAUGUAUGAUACUUGUCAAAAGCUGAAAGAGCUAAUCGAACCUUUUAUGCUGCCGCUCACGACGGUGUAUCUGUUCGAAUACAUGAUCAAUCAAGCAGUCGCUCCGACGCUUCUCUUCCCGCUGGGUCAAAAGCACGUACCAUUCUUCUUCCGGAAGUAUAGGGACAUUUAUGUCACCUACGGGACGCUGUAUCAGCUGGGUGUCUUCAUUUCCCGUUCUACAGCACAUCUGGUGAGGAUGAAAAGACUCUACUUGCUUUCAUCUCUGCAAUUUCUAAACCUUUUGCUGGUAAUGUUGCAGUCAUGGUAUUAUAUCGUCCAAUCACCAUGGCCCAUUAUGUUUUUGGUAUUUUAUGAGGGCUUCCUGGGAGGAGCAGCAUACGUCAACACAUUUUUGAAUAUUCUUGAGGAGGUUGAAAACAAAAAGAGAGAGUUUGCCCUGGGUUCUGUAUCCAUUGCGGACUCCUUCGGAGUUCUAGUUGCUGCAUUCAUAGGUCUAAGGCUUGAGCCUUUUCUUUGUGGCCACCAGAUAGCAGAUGGUAGGCCGUGGUGUAGCAUGGAAUAA